AUGUCUUCGCCUGCCAAGAUGAUCCGUCGCAAGAAGAACGUGAAGAAGGGAAUCCAGUUCUGUCUGAUGGUCUGCGGCGCUUCCGGAACUGGCCGGACCACAUUCGUCAACACCCUUUGCAGCAAGGGCGUGCUUUCGCACAAGGAGUCUGACGACCCCAACACUGCUCACGUGGAGGAGGGCGUCAAGAUCAAGCCCAUCACUGUCGAACUAGAGCUGGACGAGGAGGGUACCCGGAUCUCCCUCACCAUUGUUGACACACCCGGUUUUGGCGACCAAAUCGACAACGAGGCCAGCUUUUCUGAAAUCGUCGGCUAUCUCGAGAGGCAAUACGAUGACAUUCUUGCAGAGGAGUCCCGAAUCAAGCGUAACCCGCGUUUCAGAGACAACCGUGUCCACGCGCUCCUCUACUUUAUCACGCCGACCGGUCACGGUCUGCGUGAGCUUGACAUCGAGCUCAUGAAGCGCCUUGCUCCCCGCGUCAAUGUCAUUCCCGUUAUUGGUCGCGCGGAUUCGCUUACACCGGCUGAGCUUGCCGAGUCAAAGAAGCUAGUCAUGGAGGACAUUGAGCACUACCGCAUCCCCGUCUACAACUUCCCCUACGAUAUUGAGGAGGAUGAUGAGGAUACGGUCGAGGAGAACGCCGAGCUGAGAGGCCUCAUGCCGUUCGCUAUCGUCGGAUCAGAGGACAUCAUCGAAAUUGGCGGCCGCAAGGUUCGUGCUCGUCAGUACCCAUGGGGCGUCGUGGAGGUCGACAACCCGCGCCACUCGGACUUCCUGGCCAUCCGCUCGGCUCUGCUGCACAGCCAUCUGGCGGACCUGAAGGAAAUCACACACGACUUCCUCUACGAGAACUACCGUACCGAGAAGCUCAGCAAGAGCGUCGAGGGUGGUGGUGCAGCCGAUUCGUCCAUGAACCCCGAGGAUCUUGCAUCGCAGUCUGUCCGCUUAAAGGAGGAGCAGCUGCGCCGCGAGGAGGAGAAGCUGCGCGAGAUCGAGGUGAAGGUGCAACGCGAAAUCAACGAGAAGCGCCAAGAGCUUCUGGCUCGCGAGUCCCAGCUUCGCGAGAUCGAGGCCCGCAUGCAGCGGGAGUCCGGCGGUCAGAUGGACUCCAAUGGCGAUCACGAAGGCAACUAG
Messenger RNA from Grosmannia clavigera kw1407, 1137 nucleotides. RefSeq names its product septin. Lineage: Eukaryota; Fungi; Ascomycota; Sordariomycetes; Ophiostomatales; Ophiostomataceae. Gene Ontology annotation, biological process: cytoskeleton-dependent cytokinesis. Gene Ontology annotation, molecular function: GTPase activity; molecular adaptor activity; GTP binding. The transcript has 7 exons. Gene Ontology annotation, cellular component: septin ring; microtubule cytoskeleton; septin complex. The coding region runs from base 1 to 1137 and encodes 378 amino acids. The record is from RefSeq and is a predicted model, not a curated record.